Molecule: messenger RNA, 9420 nt
Organism: Chiroxiphia lanceolata (lance-tailed manakin)
Lineage: Eukaryota; Metazoa; Chordata; Aves; Passeriformes; Pipridae
Gene: PRDM16
Product: PR/SET domain 16
Exons: 17
Coding region: 124-3924 (1266 amino acids)
Biological process (GO): regulation of transcription by RNA polymerase II
Cellular component (GO): nucleus
Molecular function (GO): DNA-binding transcription activator activity, RNA polymerase II-specific; histone H3K9 methyltransferase activity; RNA polymerase II cis-regulatory region sequence-specific DNA binding
Source: RefSeq, a predicted model, not a curated record
GUCAGAUUGAAUGCUCUGUGCGCAUGUGCGAAGGUGUCCAAACUGACAAUGCUGGGGAGAUGAAGAUAGUGUGUAGCUGCUUCUGGGCUCAAGGAGGAGGAGAGGAAUCCACACGCCGACACGAUGAGAUCCAAGGCGAGGGCGAGAAAACUGCCCAAAAGUGACAGCGACAUUGUAAAUAAUAUGUACGAGACCGACCCCGAUCUCCUUGCUGGCGAAAGCGCAGAGGAGGAAACAGAGGACAGUAUAAUGUCCCCCAUUCCCGUGGGACCUCCGUCACCCUUUCCCACCAGUGAGGACUUCACUCCCAAGGAGGGCUCACCUUAUGAAGCUCCCGUCUACAUUCCUGAUGACAUUCCAAUCCCACCAGAUUUUGAACUCAGAGAAUCUUCGAUCCCAGGGGCAGGGCUAGGGAUUUGGGCCAAAAAGAAGAUUGAAGUUGGGGAAAGAUUUGGACCCUAUAUGACAGGACAGAGGAGCACAUUAAAGGAAACAAACUUUGGAUGGGAGCAAAUACUGACUGAUCCUGAGGUGACCUCCCAAGAGGGCAAUAUAAAAAAGAUUGCAGACGACCUGGGCAAUGAGAAGUUCUGUGUGGAUGCUGGCCAGGCUGGGGCUGGCAGCUGGCUGAAGUACAUCCGUGUGUCCUGUUCCUGUGAUGAGCAGAACCUGGCUCUAUGCCACGUCAACGAGCAGAUCUAUUAUAAAGUUAUUAAAGAAAUUGAGCCAGGAGAAGAGCUCUUGGUGUGUUUGAAGGAAGGUGGUUAUUCCCUUGGGAACAUGGCACCCAGCAUGGAAGAGGAGCCCUCGUUCCGCUGUGAGGACUGUGAUGAGCUCUUCCAGUCCAAGCUCGACCUGCGGCGGCACAAGAAGUUCGGCUGCAGCGCCGUCAGCUCCCUCUACGAGACCCUCAAUGACGAGAUCAAGCAGGAAGGUCUUGGAGAUGGACAGGUCUAUGAGUGCAAAGACUGUGAGAGGAUGUUCCCCAACAAAUACAGCCUGGAGCAGCACAUGGUGAUCCACACGGAGGAGAGGGAGUACAAGUGUGACCAGUGUCCCAAGGCUUUCAACUGGAAAUCCAACCUGAUUCGUCACCAAAUGUCUCACGACAGUGGGAAACGGUUUGAAUGUGAAAACUGUGUAAAGGUGUUUACGGACCCCAGCAACCUCCAGCGGCACAUCCGCUCGCAGCACGUGGGGGCUCGAGCCCACGCCUGCCCCGACUGCGGCAAGACCUUCGCCACCUCCUCGGGCCUCAAGCAGCACAAGCACAUCCACAGCACUGUCAAACCUUUCAUAUGUGAGGUCUGUCACAAAUCCUACACGCAGUUCUCCAACCUGUGCCGCCACAAGCGGAUGCACGCGGACUGCCGCACGCAGAUCAAGUGCAAGGACUGCGGGCAGAUGUUCAGCACUACCUCCUCCCUCAACAAGCACCGCCGCUUCUGCGAGGGCAAGAACCAUUACAGCCCCGGCGGCAUCUUCACCCCCGGCCUGCCCCUGACGCCCACCUCCAUGAUGGACAAGUCCAAGCCCUCUCCCAACCUCAACCACGCCAGCCUGGGGUUUAACGAUUAUUUCCCGUCCCGCCCGCACCCCGGGGGCCUCCCGUUCUCACCUGCCCCCCCGGCCUUUCCCGCCCUCACCCCGGGAUUCCCGGGCAUAUUCCCACCCUCUCUAUACCCCAGGCCCCCCUUGUUACCGCCCACACAACUGCUCAAAAGUCCCCUCAACCACACUCCGGACGCGAAGCUCCCCAGCCCCCUCGGGAACCCGGCGCUGCCGCUGAUCUCCGCGGUGAGCAACAGCAACCAGGCCCCUUCCGGGGAGGAGAAAUGUGAAAGCAGCCUGGAAAACUCCUACCUGGAGAAGCUAAAAGCCAGGAACAGUGACAUGUCCGAUGGCAGUGACUUUGAGGAUGUCAAUACGACCACGGGCACGGACCUGGACACCACUACUGGCACGGGAUCUGACCUGGACAGUGACGCAGAGAGCGACAGGGACAAAGCAAAAGACAAGAGUAAACAGAUGGAGACCAAGCCAGAUUUCGUCAGCAGCUCCGUGUCUGCGAGUUCCACCAACACCGCCAGCGAGAUCCCUCUCUUCUAUUCUCAGCAUUCCUUCUUUCCUCCCCCCGAGGAGCACCUGCUGCCCACCACGGGAGCAGCCAAUGACUCCAUCAAAGCCAUCGCCUCCAUCGCAGAGAAGUAUUUUGGGCCUGGCUUUAUGGGGAUGCAGGAGAAAAAGAUGGGUUCGCUCCCGUAUCAUUCCAUGUUCCCUUUCCAGUUCCUCCCCAAUUUCCCCCAUUCCCUCUACCCUUUCACGGAGCGGACCCUCAAUCACAACUUGCUGGUCAAGGCAGAACCAAAGUCACCCAGGGACCUCCACAAAGUCGGCAGCACCAGCUCGGAGUCCCCCUUCGAUCUCACCACGAAGCCAAAAGAGAUUAAGCCAAUCCUGCCGCCCCCGAAGGUCCUGCCAGCCCCGUCCUCGGGGGAGGAACAGCCACUGGAUCUGAGCAUUGGCAACCGCAUCCGAGCCAGCCAGAACGGAGGAAGAGAGCCACGGAAAAACCACAUUUAUGGGGAGAGGAAGCUGAUGGCAAGUGAAGUCUUACCCAAGAUUUCCCAGUCUCAGCUGCCUCAGCAGCCGUCCCUGCACUACGCUAAGCCAUCGCCCUUUUUCAUGGACCCCAUCUACAGCAGGGUGGAGAAGCGGAAGGUGACAGACCCUGUGGGUGCCCUAAAGGAGAAGUACCUGCGACCCUCCCCGCUGCUUUUCCACCCCCAGAUGUCAGCCAUCGAAACCAUGACGGAGAAACUGGAGAGCUUUGCAGCCAUGAAGGCAGACACUGGCACGUCCCUGCAGCCCCUUCCCCACCACCCCUUCAACUUCCGAUCGCCGCCGCCCACGUUGUCCGACCCCAUCCUGCGCAAGGGCAAGGAACGCUACACCUGCAGGUACUGUGGGAAGAUCUUCCCCCGCUCAGCGAACCUGACGCGGCACCUGCGGACACACACGGGGGAACAGCCCUACAGGUGUAAAUACUGUGACAGGUCAUUCAGCAUUUCCUCCAACCUGCAGCGGCACGUCCGGAACAUCCACAACAAGGAGAAGCCAUUCAAGUGUCACCUGUGCAACAGGUGCUUCGGGCAGCAAACCAACCUGGACAGGCACCUGAAGAAACACGAGCACGAGAACGUGCCAGUGAGCCAGCACUCCGGAGUCAUCACCAACCACCUCGGGACCAGUGCCUCUUCCCCAAACUCGGAAUCAGACAACCAUGCACUUUUAGAUGAAAAAGAGGAUUCGUAUUUCUCUGAAAUCAGAAAUUUUAUUGCAAAUAGUGAGAUGAGUCAAGCGUCAACUUUAGCAGAUAAAAGGCCAGAAAUCCAGGAUAUUGAUGGCAAUUCCCAGUGUCAUGGAUUAGCAAAUGAGAAAACAGAAGAUGUGGACGAUGAAGACGAAGAACUGGAAGAGGAGGACGACGACAGCCUGACGGGGAAGUCCCAGGACGAGCCGGUGUCGCCCACGGCGGAGCCCCGAGGGGCCUUUGAGGAUGAGGAAGAUGAGGAGCCCACGUCUCUCACCAUGAGCUUCGACCACACCCGGAGGUGUAUUGAGGAGGACGAAGCCGCCCUGUUAGAUUUGGAGCAGAUGCCGAAUUUUGGGAAGGGGCUGGAUCUUCGCAAAGCAGCCGAGGAAGCAUUUGAAGUUAAAGAUGUGUUUAAUUCCACCUUAGACUCUGAGACAAUAAAACAGACUCUGUACAGGCAGGCUAAAAACCAGGCUUAUGCAAUGAUGCUGUCCCUGUCUGAGAACGCUCCCCUCCACACGUCCUCCCAGAACUCUCUGGGUGCUUGGUUGGACAUGGCAGGAGCAGCUUCAGAGUCGGGGACCUUUAACCCCAUCAACCACCUCUGAGAGGUCCUCAAGGCACUGGCCAGAGUCCAAGCGAGGCGGCAGUGGUGCUGCAGUUAUCCUUGCAAAAUCCCAGCGAGCAGAAGAUGGAUGAGAGGGCCUCAGGGAGUCGUCUGAACUUUGGGCUGAGAAGGAAACCUGUCGCAUCCGACCUACACGUCCUGCAUUUUUACCUAUCCAGAGUUUUCCUUUCUAAUUUAUCAGAAUGAACCUCUCCCAAACUGGAUAACCCUGACGCAGCCCCAGGAUUUCACUGUCUGUAGGAACAGCAUGAGCAAGACAUGAAUUGCAACAGUGCAAUCAAAGAUUGGCCCCUCCAACCUCACAAACCGGUGUCACUGAGCCAAUGCAGCCUGAGCAGGAACGGCAGCUCGGAACCACAGGGCAGCAUUUCCUUCCCAUCCAGCUGAGCAGGGAAGUACUGAGGGAAGAGAGCCAGGGCUGGCCUGUCCCUGGUGCAAUUCUGACACAGUCGCUGGAGUUAUACCAGGGAAGGGAAAUUCAUCCCAUUUCACUGACCCCCAAAAGAGAUCUGUGCUCCCACAGAAAUACCAGCCUGUCCUUUGUUCCCAACAAAACAUUGGCACAGCACAAAGCUCCUCCGAGGUGAGGCCUGGAGUCAUCCUACGCUCCGUGCAGGUCCCAGCUGGGACAUCUCCAGCCUGGAACGUUGCUGGGGUCGGCAUGUGGAUGUGUCACACCAACGUGGGUCAUCGGCUGAGAGGGCAGAGGGCUCCCCAUCCCUGCCAGUGCUCCCAGCCCGAGCUGCUGCCUGGGCUGGAGUGUCACAGUGUCUGGGACAGAGCUGUGCCCAGCCAGGGCGGUGGCGCUGGUGGCACUCAGGAGUGAUGGAGCUCCUGGCAAUGCCUGGAAUUCCCCAAGCAGAAAGAUCCCAGGGUGAGCCCUUCCCUGGCUGUGCACAAGGAAGCGUGUGCUGGGUGAGUCUCACCCCACCGAGGGCAACUGAGACACAUCUCCUGUGUCAUCUCCCGGGGGUUUUGGGUGACAUCAUUCUGUGCUGAUGGUAUCUGGGGCUGUGGCAGAGAUCUCUGAUUCACACCGUUGUUCUGGCCUGUUGGACGGUGCCUCUGCACCACCCGCUGCUGCUUGGCCUGUAAUUUCAGUAGGAAGAUUAACAUUUCCGUGCUCCAGCAGCCUGAGGGUGCAGAGCUCUGCUCGGGCACGGAGAUAAGAAUUGAGUUGUCUCUUCAACCCUAAAGUUGCUCGCAGAUAUUUUAUGAGUGAUUUUAAAUCACUUCAAAGCCUCAUCUCCUUUGCUGAUACACAGCAGCCUCCAGAAAUCCUCUGGGCUUUCUGCUGUUCUCCAUUGCAGUUGCAGUCUGCUGUUGGAACAGGGAAUUUGGAGAUAACAUUGAUUUACAGAACGAUUAUGGAAGCCACGUGCAGCCUCUCUGCCUGCUCAGUAUGGAAAAGGGCAGAGGGAGGUUUCUGAGCCAGUCCAGAGUGGGAAGCCUCAUUCCAUCAUGCCAAAACAACGGAACCACCUCCCUGAGUAAAGCAGAGGUGGUGGGGGGAGUGAUCUCUUUGCAAAGUCAGCUUUGCUCCCAAGAGCACACCUGAGGCUGUUUUUAGGGAGCCGGGAGCCUCAAACUGUUCACGGAGGAAAACAUCAAAGAUGGCUUUGGUACAGAAGGAACAAAAGGUAAAUUAGCAGCACCAGUGUGUUUCCCAAGAAAAUUUAUCCUCCUUUUUUUGGUUUUCCACAACAUCCUGUGAAAGUGCCCAAGGCCCUGAGAACACCAGUCAGUGUAACCGAACUGCUUCUUGUAUUUGCACAAAGCUCUUGGGCAGGGGAAGCCCGAGAGCCAACACUGUCAGAGGAACCCUGGCUCUGCAGAGGGGAGGGACAGCCCUGUCCCAUCCCACCCCAUCCCAUCCCAUCCCACCCCAUCCCCACUGUGGCAGCUGCAGCACAGCCCUGCCCAGGCACUUGGCCUUUAAAUUAUUCCCACAGGGGCCAACUGAAAAUAAUAAAAGAAUUGUUUCUUUUCCUGAUGGAAUUUAUUUUAAUCUGUAUAUAACUUGUAAUUUUGGGCUAAUUACUCUCUUAUUUUAUUUCUUCCUUAACAGUAUUUUUUGCAUUAGGGAUCAUUCUUGUGAAGAAACAAUGUUAAUAUAAGUAUGUAGUGAAGGACCAAAAUCGUGUUGUUAAGGUUGGAUGUUGGAUGAUGGAUAACCAGGGAUUAGGAACAUUUUGUCCAUGUGCCAAAUGCCCCCAGAUCAGUCCUGCCAGUCGUGCUGCCAAUUCUCCAGACAAUCACCCCUUGGGUUCCCUUUGCCUUGAAGUGCCCAGGGCGUUGGAGGAAGGUUCUAGUGAUGGCCUUGGCUGGUUGGGAACCAGCACCAGCUCCCCCAGUGCAGGAGGAGGAGGAGGAGGCCAGUAGGGAUGCUCUGCCUCGGUGGCCCUGCUCCAGGAGAACAUGGAAAGGGUUGUAAGCGUGGGGAUAGAUCCGUCCUGUCCUGUUCCAGCACAAAGCCGAUUUGCAGCUCCUUGGAUUUUAGCAGCUGCUUGGAGCAAACAGUGUGUGAGCAUGUCUCUGGUAGGGCCCAUGGCACUGCCUGUUGUGCUGGAACAAGAUCUGUGGGCAGUAAGCAGGGUUUGCAUGCUCAGAUCCAAUGUUCUCUCCGUCCUUUGAGGAGGUCGGGAUCUGCAGCUCAAGGAGGGAAUGGAGCAGCCAAGGGAGAGGCAGUGAGCUGGUCACCAAAAUGUGGGCCAAGUAUCAAGAAAUUCAAGUGUUAUCAUGGGGAUUUAUUUGGGGUAUUUAUGGUCUUCCCAUCCACAUCUCAGCCCUUCUCCCUGUUGUGUGGUUUCUCCAAGAGCUGUUUGUCAGGUCCUUGCUCUGACUGAGCUCAUGCUGUCGCUGUCCCCCUCCCAGGGCUGAUCCUGGCUCUCCACAGACCUCCAGGAGUGAGGGCUCCUGGUGCUGGCCAGGGAUGGGGAGGUACAAUCCAGCCAGGGAUUGAGGACAUUAAAAUAUAGGGUUUAAAAUCAUGAAAUGAUUUUUUUUCUUUUCAUAUUUCCUGAUUCAGUUUUCUCCCCACUUUCUCUAGCUCAUGUCUCCGUGUGUUGUAGGAUCUCCCAACUCCUCUAAUUUAGCACUGAUUACAAGUUUUGAUUUUUCUGGUUAAGAUAAAGAAACAGAAAGCCUCAUUGAACCUCUGUUUAGCUUUCACUUUCGUUGGAUUGCACUUGAAAUGUGCUGCAGUUCCCAGCAGGUGUUGAGGUUUCGGUUUGCUGCUUUAGGGAAGAAUCCCGUAUUUUCAAGGCUGUUUCCCGAGGGUUUUGUGUUGAGGAUGUUCUGCCAUCAGGGCACGGGUGGCUUCCCAGCAGUGGGGAAGGUCUGGGAGCUUGGGUGAGAUGUGGAGCUGUGGUGCUCAGGGGUGUCCAGAGCCAUGGACACGUGGGGAUCCAGGAUCCCAGUGCAAUGUGGGCAGGUGAGGGUGGCAGGGAUGGGAAUGUGGGGUGGUGUGUCCAAUAGCCAGGGCACCACUCGAGGUGUGAUUUAAACCAGAGCUUUUUGUAGGAUCUACUUAUUGAACUAUCUUACAUCCCACGGCCUUAUUGCCACAACAGCACAGAGGAGAGAAGGGCAGGGCCUGUGGGUGUUUGGUGUGGCCGGGAGAGGCCGGGAGCCGCUGGCUGCACCCUCCUGCUCGGCGGGGAUGGAACGUCAGCGCUCCACAAAGGGCCCUGGCUUUGGCCACGGGUGGAUCUUCCUGCCUGGGCUGGAGCUGGUGGCCGUGGGUGUGGUGUCUGUGCAUUCCCUGCUGGCUGCUUGCUGGUGGUCAGUCCCGGUGUGACCACUGUGGCUGGUGUGGAGAGCGGGGAUUCUCCCGCAGGAUGUGCCGAGGCACCGGGUUCUCCCACAGGAUGUGUUGAGGUUCUUCCACGGGAUGUGCCCUUUGGUGCACAGGAUGCUCCGGGUGGGUGCCUUUCCAGGGUGUCCCAUGCCAGCCAGGUCCUGCCUCACAGGGCACCCCAGAGAUGUGGCUGUGCAGGGCUCCACGGGAGCUGCCCAAACCCAAACUGAACAGGGCUGAACAGCAAACACCAGCCGAGUUUGCUGAGCUGCAUUCCGGGACAAAUGCCCAGCCGGGGUUCAGUCCCGCUUAAAACAGUGUAGAGGAAGCUUUUGACUUCUCCCAAAUCAGCACUUAGACGCUCAGUAGACGUUCCCGGGACCGGCUUCUCGCUCCCGCCGCGCGGAGCCUCCCAGAAAGCACUUGCACAAUGACAUGGACGCGUUUGACUCUAAAGCAUCAAAGCACUGGAUCGUGAGCCCCCUCCCCUCCGCCCGGGUCAAUCUGCUGACUUACACUCGGUUUUUUACGUGCUGUAUUGUGUGUGUGUGUGUGUGGCGGGGAAGGGGAGCGGGACCCUGCCCGCCGCUGCCCCCCCGGGCAGGAGUCAGCGCUGGUCACAUAAGGGCAAAACCCUCUGCUCCUCGCCCAUGGUCAGUAGUGUUCUCACAAAGCCAUGAAACUUCUCUGUAGUGUUGAGUGAUACUGUGACUAAAACGUUCUUGAAUGAUUCCGAGGUUCUUUUUUUCUCUCUCUCUCUUCUUCUGUCAUUAAUUCUUAGUACCACUUUGGAAGAAAAAAAAAAAAAAAGAAUGAAAAAGAAAAAAAAGGCAGCUUUGAUUUCCAAAUGUGCAAUUCACAUGUGAACAAAGUAAUUCUGAAAGUAAUUCUCAGUGUAUUUUACAUUCUCGUUGAUCUCUUCAAAGCAAGAGAUGUUUUGCCCUGAUGUCAUUUCCAGCCUGCAGAAGAUGUAAUUUAAAACAUAUAUAUAUUGUGCUUGCAAGAAUCAUAAAUCUGUGCAUCCUAUGUCAUUCCUUUUCCCAUUGUUACAAUACAGAUAUGAUUUAGGUUGGAUUUUUUUUUUUCCUUUAGACCUGUAUAGUGUUUUUUUAAAUCAAUUGUAAAUGUCUGGUUUUCAUAUAAUGUUUAAAAAACAUUGAGAAAGAGGAUGGUGCUUGUUCCAUAUCAUUCUUGAUUGUAUAUUGCUUCUGUUAUGUUUAUAAGUAAACUGUGCAUGACUUGUGUUUAGCAGUCAUUAUUGUGUCUGUUUGUGAAAUUUUUAUUAAAAAGAAAAAAAUUCCGUAGAUGCACUUAUUGUAUAUGUGAUUAGAUUUUGCGUCCGAGGCUCGAAGCCUCGAACUGCCAAGGAAGAAAGAAAAAGUGUUGGCAGUUAUUAAUUAAUAUGGAAUCGCUUUGUUGGGAGCAUAAUGAAAUAAAAGAUAUGAAGUGUAGAAAAUAAUUAAAAAAAAAAAAGGCGAUUUUACAAAUUUCAUUUUGAUGCUUGUGAUAAAAGACAAAUGUACUUGUGUAGAGAAAUUCCUUUAAAAUAAUGAAUAGAAAAAGCUGAUUUUGAGGUUAAUGCUGUAGAAUAGGAAUGUAUACCAAAUGUAAUCUUUCCAAUGCUACAAUGAAUUUAUACAUGAGAUUGAUAUGCAAUAAACCUGUGUGCUUUUAUAA